CUGUGUCAUUUUGACGCUUGACAUCGAUAAAAAGAUGUCUACAUUUGUGGAUGUGAAUAUCAUUAAAUAUCUUUGUUCUUGUGGGAAAAGGCAUCCAAUAUGUCGUUUAUUUUUAUGCCGACAUUGUUUGAAACUUAGAUGUGGGGACUGUGUACAGCAUGAGGUUGACACACCAUACUGCCCAAACUGUUUGGAGAACAUGCCAUCUGCUGAGGCCAAGCUUAAGAAGAACAGGUGCAGUAACUGUUUUGACUGUCCAAGCUGUGGACACACACUGACGACCAGGGCCACCAGUACAAGUGUACCUGACCCUGAGGAUCCUAACAAGACCACCCCCAAAAAGAUGUACUACAUGGUGUGUGGCUUCUGUAGGUGGACCACCAGAGAUGUGGGGAUCCCCGACAAACCAGUCGCCAGUGGUGGAUGGGAAGACUUGGAGAACAAGGACGCUAAGCAGAUUUUCUCUUUGCUGGAAACGUAUGAGAAAAUUGCUCAGAAGGAAAAAGCUGAGAAGGAACGGAAGAAAUAUGUCAGAAGAAGAAGUUACCUUAGCUACACGGCUGGCAUGGAUAAAUAUGGAAUGGUUUCUGUUGCUGCAAAGAGGAAACAGGGCAAUUUGGCCAGUCUAACCAUCAAGGAAAAUGAAGAAGUCAGCUUUGCUAGUGUAAAGCCAUCUGAGACUGUCAAAAUGUUUGAUCCACUCCCCGAGAGCAUAUUUACUGAACCAAUACAAUUAGAUAAGAUGAGUACAAUUAGCCAGAGACAUGCCUCCCCUGAGUUCCAGCCCUGUGAGAGCAGUUCCCUGUACCCCCUACAUAAACACCUGCUCAUCAGAAGGUCCCUGAGGUGCAAGGAAUGUGAGCACAACUUAAGCAAACCAGAGUUCAACCCAAUAUCCAUCAAGUUCAAGAUCCAGCUUAUUGCCUUGCACCAUAUACCAGAGAUAAAGAUUUUCUCUCCCCCAGAGCUGGUUGUGAAGAAGGAUUGUAAGGUGAUCUUGUCUGUGACAAACCCCAGUGUUUACAACAGUAGUAUUGCUUUCUUACCAAUGGAUCCUAAAGAGGACGACUUCAGUACUGCCAAGGUAGAACUGCCAAAACAAGCCAUAGUUGUUGCCCUUAGAGAUGAUGCAGCCUUGUAUGAUGAUGCAAGUCAGGGUCAAGAAGCAUUCAAGGAUGAUUCAAGUGUGAUAGCAUACAGAAAGUCAAACAAAGUGGGCGUGUUUAUCAAGGUGAAGCCUCAGAAUCCAGAACAGGAGGUCAAGGUGUCCUUUAUACUGAAGCAUGAGUACAGGAACACUGCUAUAGCGCUCCCUAGUGAGAAUCAGGAGCCUCAGAUUGUCUCCCUUCAGCAUCAAGUCUUCAUCAACCUGGGACCUGUCAAGAGGAAGUGAAGGCCAGGGAUCAUAGAGAUGUGUUCCCUAUAAUUAAUUAAACAUAGAUAAAAAAUAUACAUUAUGUGCAAUAUGAUAUGAACACUGAGGUCAUUGGUUAACUUAUGUUCAUUUUGAUUGUAAGGUCUGUAUGUGUUAUUAAAAUCUAUCUACUCUUUGUAAUCAUUGGUUACCGUUGAGAGAAUAAUGUAUUAGAGUGGCUUUUGCUACAAUUGAAAGUAUUAGUUAUGUAAAAGUUAUUUAUAAUUGAUAAAACAAUGUAGGUAAGGUCUGUGCUUAAGUAACUGUAAACCUGCUUUGCUUGGAUAAAAAAAAAAUGAGAUUCACACCCUUCCUUCACAUAUUUUACUUUAUCAAGCAGUCAAUUUAUGACCAAAGGAAAUGAAUUGCUGAAGAUUUCAGUUUAGAUUUAUGUAAUCACAGCUAAAAAUUGUUUUUUAGUGUAUUAUUAUACACUGCAGUGGUCUUUUCUCUUUGGCUUAAUGUUGGUGAAGGUGUAAGUGCUUAAAAUAAAAUGAUCAAAAAUAUUGCUUAAAA
This is a messenger RNA of Saccostrea cuccullata (small rock oyster), 1930 nucleotides long. RefSeq names its product dynactin subunit 4-like. Bases 35 to 1393 code for a protein of 452 amino acids. The record is from RefSeq and is a predicted model, not a curated record. Gene Ontology annotation, cellular component: dynactin complex. Lineage: Eukaryota; Metazoa; Mollusca; Bivalvia; Ostreida; Ostreidae. The transcript has 14 exons.